Molecule: messenger RNA, 2421 nt
Organism: Zychaea mexicana
Lineage: Eukaryota; Fungi; Mucoromycota; Mucoromycetes; Mucorales; Lichtheimiaceae
Product: p115 like vesicle tethering protein
Exons: 13
Coding region: 1-2421 (806 amino acids)
Biological process (GO): intracellular protein transport; endoplasmic reticulum to Golgi vesicle-mediated transport; vesicle fusion with Golgi apparatus
Cellular component (GO): endoplasmic reticulum; Golgi stack; ER to Golgi transport vesicle membrane
Source: RefSeq, a predicted model, not a curated record
AUGGAUUUCCUGACGAGGGGCUACAUUGCCAUACGAGGCGACAAAGGCCAGCCGCAAUCUGUGGACGAAACCAUUGAAAAGUUGGCAGAUUGCCUUGAAACGGCGACCUUGUUAGAGGACAGACGAGCCGCGGUGCUUAGCUUGAAGGGCCUCGUACGAGAUUAUCCUGAGAACGUCGGUGCGCAAGCGUUUCCCGGCCUUAUUAAAGUUUUGCACAAUGACUAUAAAGAUGGAGACAUGACAAAGUCGAUUCUCGAGACUUUGACUGUGCUUUGCUCAGUCGAACGCGAGAAUGUCGCUGAAGAUAAGGGAUACAAGUACACAGAUCUGUUUCUGAAGGACUCGUCGAAUGUAUCUAUUGUGCUUGACGUUCUCGAAGAAUUCGACUUCUACCUGAGAUACAGCGCCAUCAAGUUAUUAUCGACGCUUUCGUAUAAUCGUAACACUGGCAUUCAACAAUGCGUUCUUACGAGUCCCAUGGGUAUUACACGGCUCGCCGAUUUGUUAAACGACAAGCGAGAUAUCAUUCGAAAUGAGAGUUUACUGUUGCUGACAUCGUUGACACAAAACAACGCCGAGAUCCAAAAACUUGUCACGUUCCAAGCAACAUUUGAAAAGUUACUGACAGUGAUUGAGGAUGAGGAGGGUAUUUCCGGUGGCAUUGUUGUUCAGGACAGUCUGAUAUUGAUGCAUAAUCUUCUGAAAUAUAACGUAUCCAACCAAAUCUAUUUCCGGGAAACCAGCUGUAUCCAACAAAUCCCUGGCUUACUUGGCUACGUGGGCGACAGUGAGGCCGAUCAUGUCCCCUACUCAUAUGAAGACUGGCCUCCACAAAAAGUGGCCAACACUGUGCUUGUACUCGACCUGUGUCGCAUAUUGACCGAGCCCGAGGGCGUCAAUACUGCCACGAACCAAAAGGCAAUGGUUCAAAGCAGCAUCUUGCUACCUAUUGUGCAACUGGGUAUCUGUUCCAAUGCACCUGCGUUUGUCCGUACAGGAGCAAUUUAUUCGAUUGCCUAUGUUGUAUACAACAAUCCAGCCGUCCAGGAAUUGUUUGCAAAGACGGUGGUGGCGACGCCUCCGCGCUUAAUUGACGGGGAAAUCGAUCCAGCUGCACCGCCAGGAUUACCUCGGCCCGCUAUGGUGUCUUUGAUUGCUAUUGCUGCUGCAGCUGAUCCGGACGUCGAGUAUAGCUACACCAGUCGUGCCGCUGCUGCUUUCGCCGUAGCAUCUUGUUUGCAAGGCAAUGAGGAGGCGCAGCUGGUUCUCGCUUCUAUGCUCAAAAUGCCACCAGACGAUAACGUCAAUUCCCAAUAUACAGAUAAACCAUUCUCUGCCGGAUCACUAUUAUUGGAAGCUGUUCAAAACUGGGAACUAUCUGCAGCUGAUCCCUACAAGGUCUGGUUCUCCUGCACAAUUCUAUCCCAUGUGAUUAUGGGCAACGAACAAGCGAAAAAAAUAGCUGGCAGUAUCGUGUUUGGUGAUGAAGCAAACGGCGAAGAACCUGUGCCACUUUUGCAUCAUAUUAUGGCUCAACUGCUCAUGGCAGCCAAAAACCCAGGCACAAACUGCAGAAUACCAAUUGGUUACCUAUGCUUGUUGUGCACUUGGCUUUAUGAUAGCCCUGAAUCCGUCAGUUUAUUUCUGUCCGAAAGCACACAUAUCCAGUUUUUAAUCCAAGAGAUUCAGUCAUCUGCAAACGAUCCAGUAGUCCAAGGUUUGGCUGCAUUCCUGCUAGGUAUCACUUAUGAAAAUAACAAUGAUCCAAAUACGCCGCUGAGCAGUCGCAUCGACUUAUUCACCAGCUUGCUAUCACGCUUGCGAGAUAGUCCUGCUGUCAAGAACGCACCACAAUACCUGGAAAUUUCGCCCGAGGACGAAUCCAUUUCUUUGAGCACAGGCUCUUUACCGUCGCUUCUCCUCGAUAAUGCAUUUGCGGAAUUCUUCAAGGAUACCUAUGAACAAACAACACGAGCGCUUAAGCGAAAACCAUCUAGCUUCAACAAGUCACCUUCAGGUGAAGCAGCAUCGCCUCUUAUGGGAGCCAAUGUCAUUUCUGAACAACAACUGGAAUCAUACAAAGAAACGAUUUCACAACAAGCAAAUGAGAUCACUCAACUCAAACAACAAGUAUCCGAACUGGAUUCAUGCAAGACGACCAUCAGUAACUUGCAAAAUCAAGUAGCAGAAUUGGAAGGGCGUCUGAAGGCUAUGCGAACCGAUGAAAGUGCAUUACAAGAUAAAAUGUCCGAAUUGGAAAGAGGACGGGCUGCUAUGCAAGAAUCAUUGACGAGCAUGGAAAAGGAACAAGAAGAUUUGCUUGUAUGCAUGGGUGAACAAGAUUUGGAUAUCAAAAAGUACAGAAAGCGGUUACGGGACAAAGGUGAACCCGUGACGGAUAGCGAAGAUGAAGAAGAGUAA